AUUAUCCCUCUGCUAUAUUAUCGUGUCUUACUUUCUCCAUCAGACUGUGCCGUUCUCCGGUCCUGUUUAUUUUCUUUUUUUCGCUCCAUCGUUUCUCCUUCUUUUUGCUUCUUCUUAAGAUCGCCCGAUUUCCUUCCAGAAUUGUCUCGUCAUCGCGUGGCAAAAUGGCGUCUGCAACGGUUUCCCCAUCCAAGAUCUCGCUGGCUCUCUUGGCUGCCCAGUUUUGGGGCCUCGCCGUGGCUGGCGUUUGUCAAGUUCCCCGGGACUCGUGCACUCUGGAUAGCUUCAAUGCCACCCUGCAGGGCCGUGUCCAGCCCCUCACUCCGUUCUCGCUGCCCUGCUUCUCCAACUACAAUGGCAAUGCUGUCGCCCGUGAUGAUGCUGCCUGUGCGAAUAUCCAGUCCAACUACGCCAGUCCCUGGCUGCGCACCAACACGCCCAAUGGCUACAUGAACAACCAGGACGAGAUGUGCUCGUCGGAUCCCAGCGAUCAAUGUCUACUGGAUAGUGCUGAUCCGACUGAUCCGUUGGCGUUUACCAACACCUCCUGCCGCCAGGGCAACAUGCCCUUGUACUAUGUCGAGGUGCAGCAGGCCAGCGAUGUCGUCGAGGCCUUCCACUACUCCAACUGCUCCGGCACACGCUUGAGCAUCAAGAACUCCGGCCACGACUAUCUCGGUCGCAGCAGUGGGAAGAACACGCUCUCCCUGUGGACUCGCAACCUGCGCGACAUGGCCUACAACGCUGCAUUCGUCCCCUCUGGCUGCUCGUCCAGCUACAACGCCAUCACCGUCGGCGCUGGCGUCAACUUUGACGAAGCGUACCAGUUUGCCGACCAGCACAACGUCACCAUCCUGGGCGGUUAUUCCUCCACCGUCGGUGUCUCUGGCGGCUGGGUCCAGAUGGGCGGCCACUCGGUUCUCUCGCCUGUCUACGGUCUGGGCAUUGAUCGCGUUGUCGAGUACAAGAUCGUCACGCCAGACGGCCAGUAUCGCGUCGCCAACGAAUGCCAGAACAAGGAUCUCUUCUGGGCUCUGCGCGGUGGUGGAGGAGGCACCUUUGGCGUCGUCCUCGAGUCCACGCACCGGGUCGAGCCGCAGAUCAGCUUCGUCGCGGCCAUCAUCAAGUUCGCCAGCACCUCGACCAACGUCCUCCCCUUCAUGGACAUUGUCGUCAACAACACCGUCCGAUGGGCUGAGGAAGGCUGGGGCGGCCAUAUCACCGGCAACACCCUCGUCAAUGUGUCUCCUCUGCUCUCCGUCGAUGAAGCCAAAAAGUCUCUCGCCGAUGUGAUCGCUUACGCUGAAGGCCAGGGCGGCACAGCCACCAUCGAGCAGUUCUCCUCCUGGUACUCCUUCUACACGAAAUACGUCACCUCCAGCUCCGUCAGCGUCGGCGUGACCCAUUUCGCCGGUAGCCGUCUCGUCCCCAAGGCCGUCUUUGAGACAGCCGAAGGCCGCAAGAACCUCAUGGACUUUUUCCAGCUCAUCCAGUCCAACGGCCAAUCACCCUACAUCCCCGUCGUCGCCCCAUAUCUGUACAACUACACCGAGGGCUCCACCAGCGCGACUCCCGCCUGGCGCUCUGCCAUCUGGGAACUGGGCUCCGGCACCGCCUGGGCCUGGAACAGCACUCUCGAGACCCGUGAACAGAAGGUCUCCUCGAUCCAGAACAUGACCGCCACCCUGGAACGCAUCACGCCCAACAGCGGUGCGUACAGCAACGAGGCGAACGCCUUCACCGAAGACUGGCAGGACGCCUGGUGGGGAGAAAAUUACGAUGAACUGGUCAGCAUCAAGAACAAGUAUGAUCCGCUGGGCCUGCUGAGCUGCUGGAAGUGCAUUGGCUGGGAGGAGGCCGAUGCGAAGAGCUCGUGCUUUUCUGCGUUUGCUUGAUACCCUUUUGUAUACUAUGACCAUGGCAUGUAUUAUGAUGUAUCAAUAAAAUUAAUAUAAACAAUUCGAUAUACUUCUCGCUUAUGCUAAGGAAUAACAAUCACAUUCUUCCCGUUCGACCCACCGCCCAAAUACUCCCUCUUCAUCGCCUCCGCCUCAUGCAUCCCCCACUCCUUAACCUCCACAUGCAGCCGAUUCUCAUGGAACAACUCCACAAACUCCUGCGCCUGCGCCGUAUCCGCAACCAACGACCCAGCCAGACUGAUAUCUUUAUAAAUCGUAGUCGCAUACGACA
Aspergillus wentii DTO 134E9 is the source of this 2190-nucleotide messenger RNA. RefSeq names its product putative isoamyl alcohol oxidase. The transcript has a single exon. Gene Ontology annotation, molecular function: oxidoreductase activity; FAD binding. NCBI's taxonomy places the organism in Eukaryota, Fungi, Ascomycota, Eurotiomycetes, Eurotiales, Aspergillaceae. Bases 165 to 1895 code for a protein of 576 amino acids. The record is from RefSeq and is a predicted model, not a curated record.